AUGAUAAGUAGAGAAUUUUGUGAUGCAGUGAGAGCUAAUCCUUCUACGAGUAUUGCGAUACUUCGAGAUUUGAUCAAGGAAAAAUUUGGAUAUCAUGUUCCUUAUAGGAGGGUCUGGGAAGGAAAAACAAAAGCUUUGGCUCGUAUUUUUGGUGACUGGGAUGAGUCAUAUCAACUUUUGCCAAAGUGGAUGUACAUGUUGAAACACACUAAUCCAGGAACAAUUGUUGAAUGGAAAAUUAGGAACUAUGGACAACCGGGUCAUGACAUUCUUCAUUCUGUAUUUUGGUCAUUCGGUCCUUGCAUUGCAGCCUCUCAAAAGUUUUGCCUCGUGCUUCAAAUAGAUGGUACUCACCUUUACGAAAAGUAUAAGGGGAACCUAUUGAUUGUAACAUCAGUCGAUUCAAAUGGACAUUUGUUACCUCUUGUUUUUGCCAUUAUAGACGAAGAGAGUCGUCAGACCUGGGGAUGGUUUUUAAAAAACCUAAGAAAAGUUGUUACGCAUGAAGAGAUAUGUUUAAUUUCAGAUCGACAUGGUGGUAUUAUCUCUACGGUUAAUAAUUCAGAUAAUGGUUGGACUAGACCUAAAUCGCAUCACAGAUUCUGUCUACGACAUGUUUCUAGCAACUUCAACCAUAAAUACAAGUGUACCGAAUUGAAAGAUUCUGUAUAUCGUGCCGGUGCUCAAUUCCAAAUUCGAAAGUAUAACGAGGUGGAAAAUAUUAAAUUACUGAAUAGCUCUUGUAUGAAUUUCUUCCGCAACAUUGGGAUUGAGAAGUGGACCCUGUCACAUGAUGGUUGA
Messenger RNA from Momordica charantia (bitter melon), 801 nucleotides. RefSeq lists its product as uncharacterized. Lineage: Eukaryota; Viridiplantae; Streptophyta; Magnoliopsida; Cucurbitales; Cucurbitaceae. The record is from RefSeq and is a predicted model, not a curated record.